This is a messenger RNA of Colletotrichum orchidophilum, 1965 nucleotides long. Its product is annotated as peptidoglycan binding domain-containing protein. The record is from RefSeq and is a predicted model, not a curated record. The transcript has 3 exons. The coding region runs from base 1 to 1965 and encodes 654 amino acids. Lineage: Eukaryota; Fungi; Ascomycota; Sordariomycetes; Glomerellales; Glomerellaceae.
AUGUCAUCCAACUCGCCGUAUAGUACAAACUCGUCGAAUCUUUGGCGAUCUUUCGUCCAAGGAACGACAGACGUCAAGACUCAGGUGGUAGCUACAAAGAAAGACGGGGACGUUUUCCUCUCUGCCAAUGUUAUCGAAGAAGUAGACCAUUUGCAAGUCGCACGCAAGACACUCGUAACCGACAAAGACCAAAAGUCCCCUCCCAAGCGGAUCAUCAUCUGUUGCGACGGUACGUGGCAGUCUUCCGUCAGCGGCCAACAGAAUAUCCCAUCCAAUGUAACCCGCCUGGCACGUUCCAUUGCCCUCACGGGGUCCGUCGAAAAGCCUGGGGAGGCGCAGAGCGUCUGCCAGCAAGUCGUCUUCUACAGCGCCGGCGUCGGCACGGGCGGCGGCUCAAAUAUCCUUGAUAGACUCCGUCAAGCUACCUUUGGCGAUGGGCUUGUCGCGGAUAUCAUCGAGGCGUACAACUUCAUCGUCAUGAACUAUGCGCCGCACGACCAAAUCUUUUGCUUUGGAUUCUCUCGAGGGGCGUACACGGCCCGCUCCGUUGCCGGUCUCAUUACAGAUAUUGGCAUUAUCCAGCCUCAGGAGAUGGACGACUUCCCGGCUCUUUACGACCUCUAUCGAAGACAUGGCCAUAACGACAGCUUCAACUUUCGUCAAUCGAGGGAAUAUCGACAGUGGAUCACCGGUAUCCGCGCAAACGGGGUCGAAGGCUGGAACACUGAGGAGGAAGCAAAUAAACACUGGAUCCAAAAGCCGCAUAAUCUUCCCCCAGAGUUCACCAGAGUCAUUGAGGUCGUCGGGGUGUUUGAUACUGUCGGUAGUUUGGGGAUUCCCGGCGUGACUCGGGGUCCUCGGACACGGGCUUUAAUCAGCAAAGUUGCUAGACUUGCCCCCUGGCUUGGCGUCGAUGACCUUGGAUUCCAUAAUCCUUCAUUGAGUAGAUACAUCCAGCAUGCUUACCAUGCGCUCGCCCUCGACGAGCAUCGAAAGCCAUUUACGCCAACGCUUUGGCGUCUUCCACUGAGUGGAGAACAGUGCCCUGGAUACCACAAACCGCCAAAAGAUGAGCUUGCGCGAAAUUUCAGGUCACUUUUGGGAGUCCAAUCGAGGGCUACAGAAGAUGAGCUCUCUCGUGCAUGGGUAGCCUUGAUCGAUCGUGAAAUGGCGGACCAGUUGGAGGGCGAUCAACCCGAGCUGCGGCAGGUCUGGUUCCCGGGCGGUCACGUCAACAUUGGAGGCGGCAAUCCAGGCAUUCUAUACGGCUUCCCGUUUGAUUAUGAACAAAUCGCUCUCAUUUCCUUCACCUGGAUGUGUGACCAGAUCAAGACCUUCAUCCAGCUCGACGACAAGAAGGGAUUCAAGGACGGUAAAGAAACAAUUUCAACGCUCGCCGACCGCGUGAUCGAAGCCCGCAUGGGACUGAUUCACCGCUCACGACACGACCAAGGGCCAAGCAUCAACUGGGUAGUACAGCGUGUCCGGCAAGGACUGGGCCACAGCAGGAUUUACAAAAUGUUUUUCAAUGUCUCUUCAUACCAACCGGAAGACGCCUGGGCCACAGGGCCAAUCAUUGACAUUCUUGCACCCGUCAUGAAAGUCCUGCCGUUCUUGUCAAAAUAUAGGACACCGGGAGAGUACAAGAAGGACUCCCACGGCAACGAUCUCGGCCAGACGAACGAGGAAAUCCACCCCUCUGUCAAUUAUCGCGUCGUGAAUCAUCCUACAUAUACUCCAAGGUCCCUUGAGAGGUUCACGAGAUCGAAAAAGAUGGCCAGCGAGGACGGGAAACUUGAGUUUUUAUAUGAGUGGAAGAAAGGGGAUGUUGUUGUGCCGGAAUAUUUGAUUAAACCAGGCAAUUCGAUCAAAGGCGACUUGAUUGCCCGCCGCCUGGCUGAGUUUUCGACUGGUGGCAACAAGUUCGUUGAUGCGCUUGUCAAAAGCGCUGCUCAAAAGCGCUGA